Molecule: messenger RNA, 2826 nt
Organism: Canis lupus familiaris (dog)
Lineage: Eukaryota; Metazoa; Chordata; Mammalia; Carnivora; Canidae
Gene: APLF
Product: aprataxin and PNKP like factor
Exons: 11
Coding region: 20-1387 (455 amino acids)
Biological process (GO): double-strand break repair
Cellular component (GO): nucleus; site of double-strand break
Molecular function (GO): DNA-(apurinic or apyrimidinic site) endonuclease activity; protein binding; 3'-5' exonuclease activity
Source: RefSeq, a predicted model, not a curated record
GGGGGCGGUCGCCGGCGCCAUGUCCGGGGGCUUCGAGCUGCGGCCGCGCGACGGCGGCCCCCGGGUGGCCCUGGCGCCCGGCGAGACGGUGAUCGGCCGCGGGCCGCUGCUGCGAAUAACAGACAAGAGAGUGUCCAGAAGACAUGCCAUUCUUGAGGUGGUCGGUGGUCAGCUUCGAAUCAAACCGAUACACACAAAUCCAUGUUUUUAUCAGUCUUCCGAGAAGAGCCAGCUCUUACCAUUGAAGAAAAAUCUAUGGCGCUGGUUGAGUCCUGGAGACAGUUUUUCUUUGCUAAUCGACAAAUACAUUUUCUGUGUUUUCUCUACACACUCUGAAACAGAAAUGGAAUGUACUUUAAGGAAUAGUCAGAUGCUUGAUGAAGAUAAUACAGUGAGUGGUACAUCAAAAUCUUUCUCGGCUCACUCACCUGAUGAGACAACGGGUGCCCCACAGCUGGAAAGAAGCACAGAAGUAGCUGAGACCCAAACUACUACUGCAAAUAGUGAGUGUUUCCUAGGUGAGCAUAGAGAGCUCAGUAAGCAACAGUCAAACCCUGCCGAGAGGAGAAGAAUCCUUCCAGCAUGGAUGUUAACGGAAGAUCCAAGUGAUCAGAACCGUUCAGUGCCAGUCAGCAGCGAGGAUAAUACUGUAAUCCAGGGAAGUAGAAAAGAAGGAAUCUGCAAAGAUAAAACUCAAGUAAACAUAACACAGCAAGGAGGAAGAAAGCGAUUCAUUUCAUCAGAAAGUACAUCAGCAGAGCAAGACAUGGGGAAAAAGUACAAAAAUGCUGAUCAAGAAGAGUCUAUCAUUUCAUCCAAGGAAAUGCUGCGAUCAUGUUCUGUGAUCACGUCACGUAAUGCAGAAGUGAAUGAUAUGAGGGCUAGUACACAGAGAAAUGAAAUCCCAGUAGAGGAGCUUGGUAGGGUUCCCGAACGUAGAAGUAUUGUGAAAGGAAGGCGAAGUAAAGAAGGCGAGGUGAUGAGCUGUUCUGAGAGUCCCUUGAGUGCCCAGGGCAAGUCCUCCCAGGAGGAGUCUCCAGGAUCUCCUGAGUCCAGCUCUGACCCCUCCAAUCCUGAAACGUUGAGUGCAAAGACAACCGAUUCAGCUGCACAAGGUUCUGAAGAAAACAAGAUCAAGAGGACAUCCUGCAUGUAUGGGGCAAAGUGCUACAGGAAGAAUCCUGUCCACUUUCAACACUUCAGUCACCCUGGUGAUGGUGAUUAUGGAGGUGUACAAGUCAUGUGUCAAGAUGAGGCUGACGACCGGCCGGAAUGUCCCUAUGGAGCAUCUUGUUACAGCCUAGAAGCUGGAAGUCACAGAUCUUUUAGGUCUUUCUGGAUGUCCCACAAGGAAGAAUCCCCAGCACAAGAUAGAAUACAGACAUAGUACACUUCCGGUGAGAAGCACGUCAGAUGAAGACGGCGAUAACGGUGGGCAGCCCAAUGAGUGCGGCCUCAAGGACAGCUUUGUCGGUGAUGAGGAAGAGGACUAUGAACCCACAGAUGAAGAUUCUGACUGGGAACCAGAACAAGAAGACCAGGAGCAGGAAGAUGUAGAGGAGCUUUUAAAGGAAGCAAAAAAGUUCAUGAAAAGGAAGAAGUAACUUUUUUCAGCGAUGAUAUUUGGCUCACGUUUAGUCUUUACGGAAAAAAAUCAGGAACUAAGGAAGCACUUAAGUGACCAUUGUUUUCCUUCUUUUUAUGGUCGUGACUUUGCUGUGGACUCUUCGCGAAGGAAACGCUGAUACGUCGGCCCUCAGUGUAGCGGAUGGAGUUUGUUUUUGUUGCCUUGCUUUUUCUGUCCUGUUUAAAGCAUCUGGAAAGAGGAGGCAGAGAGUUAAAGAGAAAUAAGUGAUAUUUUUCAUAUACUUUGUGUGUUGGGAAUAAACAGAAAGCCAUAGGUCGCACAAAGCUUUGGCCCUGAUCCUUUUUUCCAAAGACCCUCGGUUCGUGGACCGCGAGGCAAGCGGAAGCCGGCCCACCACGGCACGGGCACGGAGCCUGCCUCCUUCCUUGCUAUGAAGCAAUUCUUCUGGCAGAACCAGGCUUUGGAAAAUGACAGCCUGUUAUUUUUCUAGUGCCCUGGAUAUGAGCUUUAUGACCUCAUUCACUACUUUUGUUCUUUGAAACUUGGGGAAAUUAUUAUCAAAUGGCUGCUGAGAAUGUAUUCAGCUGGACCGUAGAACUGUUCACCAUAUGCCGGGAAUGUUGCCUUGUGCCUCACGUCAGUAAUUUACUCUGUGUCUGAAUUUAAAAGUAGGAAAGUCCAAAGGAUUUGACACUUUAUUUUUUCAAAACUAAAGUCCUGCGUAGUUAUUUUAACUCCCUGUGUUCUGUCUCUACAUUAAAAGAUACAAAAAUUAUUUUUAACCGUAAUUCUCAGAUGCCAUUGGCUCUCUUGUCCUCAGAUAAAGGCAGCAAGCUGUCUGCUAGUGUUCAAGAUUCUGGGCUUUUAUUUCAAGAAGAAACCCCUUAUUCUCCAAUUUUAUGAAGUAUAUAUCUCUGUUCUCAAACUACUUUAGGCCCCGUAAUACUCUUCAUUUUAGGUGACUUAGAAUCUUUGAAAUCCAGUUUAGAAUCUUUCAUAGCAGUUGGGUAUGUGAGCGCCGCGGUAGGCAUAGUAUUGACGUCAUAAAUUGCUAUGCCAAAAGUGUCCUUGCUAAACACUAAUAUUUUCUAAGACAACCUAGAAAUUUAUAUCUUAAAAGGGCAAGACGGAUUUAUAAUGGUUUUCUCAGUGUUUCUGAAUGUCUUUCAGAGUUAAUUGUGUAAUAUUAAAAUUAGCUUAAGCUGCCCAAGACAAGAUAAAUAUUUCUUCAGACCUAU